CUCAUCCAAAAUGCUCUCUCUAUCUUUUUCUCCGAUCCCAUUCUUAUCUAGCGGGUUUGCGUUCUGGUCUGCCUGGUGGACAUGGAGAUUUAUUAUCUCCCCAAAAUUUCGUCCGAAACAACCUCGAGAGCUUCCCUAUUUUGUCCCAGGUGAGUGAAGUGAUCAUAUGUGGGAAACUUUUAGACUUUCAAUUAACUGCGAUAAUAGUCGUUGGUCAUGUCGUCGCCAUGUUCAGAGAUUCAAACAGUUUCUUCUCAUAUGCAAGGUUUGUGUCCAAUGAUAUAGCCUUUGUGCCGCUGAAUAACCUCAACAGUGGUUCUUUGAGCUGCACCAGAAAAAAGAAUUGCCGCUAACAUUGUAAAUAUUCUAGGGAGUACUUUGGAAAUACUCGAGAGAUCUUUUCUGUAACAGUAAUGGGCCAACAGCUUCACAUAGUCAACUCGCCUAAAGACGUCCUUUCUGUUUACAAAAACUCCAAAGGUUUGGAUUUCAACCCUAUUAUCAAGGAAAUCAUGGCGUCUUUUGGUUUGAGGGCUUCGACUUUAGGUAAAAUGUUCGAUCUGGAUUCAAAUGGUAAAUUUUGGAUGGACACAGCCCAUGAAAAUUUCAAGCUCCAGAUGCAUCCUGGAGAAAGGCUUGACGAGCUCCAAACAACCUUUCUGGGAAAUAUCGACAAAUCUCUCAAUUGGGAAAAGCUGGCUGGCCCCAUGGUUUUAUCGGGUUACGGAGACGAAGUGAAAAUUGUUUCCUUAUUCAAGUGGUGCGGCGAGGUCCUCGUGAGUCCAAGUCAUUUCACAAUUGCAAUUUUCAACCCAAAGCGUUUCAUCUCCCAACAGCCGGAUGUUCUUUGUAAUACUGCCCUGGACCGAAUCAAAGUUUCGUUUCUUAUUUUUGUACGAAAAUGCUAAGACUCCCUCGUGGUUUUAGGUAGAUUCAGCCACCAGAGCCUUUUUUGGAGAUUCAAUCUUCCAUAUUGAUCCCAACCUACUUGCCGACUUUUUCGUCUUUGAUGGAGACAGUUGGAAACUCAGCUAUCAAUACCCAUACUUUGCUGCCAAAGACAUGUAUAAUGCCAAAAAGAAAGGAGAAACCGCGUUCACAAAAUACCUCGCACUACCAAGGGAGCAUCGAGAGGAUGCCUCGUGGGUGACAAAGUCAAUUGAGGAUGGUAUAGAAGGACUUGGUAUCUGA
Molecule: messenger RNA, 1191 nt
Organism: Hymenoscyphus albidus
Lineage: Eukaryota; Fungi; Ascomycota; Leotiomycetes; Helotiales; Helotiaceae
Source: the annotation of a GenBank genome assembly